GUGGCACUUCUGUUACAAUUCCUCGCACCCCCUGCGUCAGCUUUGCCCUAUAGAUCCUCACGAUACAUCGACAAAUUAUGUCAGAUGUCAUCUAUUUACGACAAAACCUUCUGCUUGCACACCUUGACUGGCUAUCACGCUGCGGUGUAUGCCGGAGACUCGGUUACACUUGCAGAAUUCGUGGUCACCGAUCUUCUGGUACCCCAACUCCGGAGGGCAGUACGUUAUGCACUACUACUCACAUCAAGAAAGGAGCCGCCAAGUUUAAAGGCACAGUUCGUUAGGAGCCAUCUAUACCUUAGAAAUAUUGGAUACGGUCUAGGAAGAGCCUUUUUUGAACUAAGGGUAUCCCCGCGUAUGGCAAACCAUGAUGUUUUGAUUUGUACCGACCUAAUUACCAAAGUGAUGUAUAUGCUCGGGAGAAACCAAGACGUUGCUUCGAAGACUCUCAUUGAGAUGAUAAUGAAAUUGAAGAAGCUCUUUCCUCUUGGUAUUGCAGCCACACAAGCUCUUGCCGAAUGAAGACGAAGAUGAGAACAUAUUACCAUUGGGCAUGUCUUAAUUAUAUGAUUGAAAACUAUAUAUUUCAAUAUAUACUUUAUAAUAUAA
This is a messenger RNA of Capsella rubella, 609 nucleotides long. RefSeq lists its product as uncharacterized. Bases 85 to 522 code for a protein of 145 amino acids. The transcript is spliced from 2 exons. The record is from RefSeq and is a predicted model, not a curated record. NCBI's taxonomy places the organism in Eukaryota, Viridiplantae, Streptophyta, Magnoliopsida, Brassicales, Brassicaceae.